Molecule: messenger RNA, 1167 nt
Organism: Aspergillus tubingensis
Lineage: Eukaryota; Fungi; Ascomycota; Eurotiomycetes; Eurotiales; Aspergillaceae
Product: HET-s/LopB domain protein
Exons: 1
Coding region: 1-1167 (388 amino acids)
Source: RefSeq, a predicted model, not a curated record
AUGCAAGCCACCGCAGAGCACAAGCCCUUGAGAGAAAUUGUUCUCUCGCCAGAGGCCGCUUUGAAUAUGUUCGUAUCUCCCACUUUCCGGGUCACUAAAAGUUGCUGGACGCGACACAAGCAAACGGAGUUACGAGCCCUGGUUUCAGAACUGGCUGCGUACAACGAAGAUCUCCUGAGACUGUUACGACGUAACCAGGAUAUGGAGAUUGCUCAGAAGCUCAUCCUAGAUGUUCUCGAUGCCGCAACCCAUACGUUUAGACCGGGAAACCCUAAGGCUGCGAGUAUAAUCGAGCUGCGUGAGAUAAACGAACGCAAUAUCUGCGAAGAAAUGUUGGAAUCCGAGACAGGCUCUAUCGAAAAUACUAUAGCCUCUUCAUCAUCAAACCCUCCGCCCGCGGCAGUUGAAAAUAAUUUGGAGAUCCCCAUUUCCUGUUUCCAAGGCUUUGAGACGCCAAAGAUCCCCCGAGUGGUUAUUGAUUGUACAUCGCCUGAGAGCAACAUUGCAAGGUCUCCGCUUACCCGGUAUCGUUAUGUUUACAAUUCAGAGAAGUCCUGGAGUGAAGAACUUGUCUUUGUAGAAUGGCGGUUGCGCAAGCACGGUGUCCGGAGCACAUUUGACGAAGAAGCCCAAACGCAGCGAUACAGUUACUUCGUUCGACUUCUACAACGGACUUCUAGGAUUGAUCCCGGACUCUGCACGCUACCCUGUUUGGUCUAUAGUUUAGCGACAGGUCAGCUACCUGAUGGUAAAAAAUGCCCUAUUGUGGGAUAUGUUUUCAAAUUCCCAAAACACGCCAAUAGUACGGCCCGACUAUUGACACUCGAUGACAAAAUCGCGUCCUGCCCCGGAAUCCUCGCUUCACCAAGUCCAAACUUCGAGAGCCGUUUUUGUCUUUCACAAAAACUCACCCUUGCACUGUUACAGCUGCACAUUGCUGGGUGGAAGCACAGGCAGCUCUCCAGUAGCAACAUCAUCUUUUUCCGGAAUGAGGGAGAUCAAUGGGACGACCUCAGCAAACCGUACAUUAGCGCCUGGCAGUGCCUUUCGGACGACUAUAGAAUGCAGGGCGACAAUACGGACAUUGAUAUGAAGUCAAUUCGAUUUUGGAAAGGCGAAGGUCUGAAAAGUCUUGCAGUCAUAUUGAUGCAGAUUGGACUUUGGUAA